Messenger RNA from Myxocyprinus asiaticus (Chinese sucker), 2056 nucleotides. RefSeq names its product helix-loop-helix protein 2-like. The transcript has 2 exons. Lineage: Eukaryota; Metazoa; Chordata; Actinopteri; Cypriniformes; Catostomidae. The record is from RefSeq and is a predicted model, not a curated record. Bases 762 to 1130 code for a protein of 122 amino acids. Gene Ontology annotation, molecular function: RNA polymerase II cis-regulatory region sequence-specific DNA binding; protein dimerization activity; DNA-binding transcription factor activity, RNA polymerase II-specific. Gene Ontology annotation, biological process: regulation of transcription by RNA polymerase II.
CUGUAAACAUUUGUGAAUGUUGUUUCUACCGUAGCGGGAACCCGACACACAUCACUGAUAGCCCUUUUCCACCGACAUGGUUCGGGUGCGGGUUCCUGGGCUGGUGCGAAUUCCUGAACUGUUCUGCAUAUUUCCACAACAGAAAAUGCCUUUCCGGGGUGAAAACCUGGUUCUGCACUGGCCCCAAAAGCUUGCUGGUCUCUAUGCAGGAACCGAUUACAUCAGGGGACAGAGGGCGGGAUAAUGUUUUGUCACCAUGGGAAAGUUUUACCAAACAACAACAGUAGCUACCGUCUGCAGCAAGGAGUACUUCUUCGCUAUAUAACAACAAUAAACAACCCACAAAAUGAUCAGACAUCAAAAGCGUUCAGGUAACAUGAUGAAACAAGUGCUUUACAUGCGAUAUGGUAUUUACGAGGAUCUGAGAUAAACUAGAGAGAACGCAAAGGAAAAAAAUACUCUACGAGAAUGAAGAAACAGCACGAAAUGAUGCACGCCGCCUUCAAACGGACAACUGACCAAAUCAUAAACAUAUUGAAAAACACUUAAGGGAGUAUAGGGACCAUAAGAAGGACAUAAACUAAAGCGACAGUGGACGGAGCAACAAUGUUUUGGACUCACACCGACCAGCCUGCUAACUAACCAGGGCAUUGAAUUCAGCCAGUAACGCUUGUGAUAAACAGUGAAUCGCUGGUGUCCUCUGCAGCUGAUCUCAGACUUUGUCAAAUUGAUAACAAAGGAGAAACUGGUUAAAUUAUAAAAUGAUGCUGAGUCCAGAACAAACUGAUUCAGAUCUACCGUGGAGCCAGUCCGACGCUGAGACAAUGUUGAACGAUAUCAAAGUUGACGGCAUCACAGAUGAGCCCAUAGAGGGAGAGGGCAAGAAGAAGUCUCUGGCCCCGCAAGCCCUCAGCAGGGAAGAGAAGCGGAGGCGCAGACGCGCCACGGCUAAAUACCGGUCCGCCCAUGCCACACGCGAGAGAAUCCGGGUUGAAGCCUUCAGUGUUGCAUUUGCCGAACUGAGGAAGCUGUUGCCAACCCUUCCCCCCGACAAAAAGUUGUCUAAAAUUGAAAUUCUGAGACUAGCUAUUUGUUAUAUAUCAUAUCUAAAUCAUGUGUUGGAUGUUUAACAGAGAACUCAUUCUGCGGACAUAUGAGGACCAUUUAAAAAACAAAACAAAUAUCCUUAUUUUGCAGUUCGUGGUUGGCUCUCUGCAUUAUACCCCCAUGCGAGGUGUAGUUGGAAAAGAAUAAAGCCACAUAACGGCUAUCACCCAGCCAAGUGUUCAUUAGACUUUAAACAAGUAUUAGUGAAUUUAAUGAGAAAUUAUAGGGUAUUGCGAAGAUAAUACCCCCAUUAACUAUAAAUGGUGAUUGCUCAAAGAGCUGUGAACCAUUUAAAAGACUGAGGUCCCUGCUUUAGGCUAUUCUUUUGAUGCAGUAAGGUCGAAAGGGACUUAAAAUAAUUUGAAUAGCCUGGGACUUAAAAUAAUUUGAAUAGCCUAUAAUGUGUGUAUAUGGACACAUCAAUAGAGCAUUUUUCUAACAGGAGAAUGGACAGAGAUAACCCGUGGCAUCAGUCUGUAGAAUUGUGAGGACACUUCUUGAGAUUGUUGCUCAAAGACAAAAUGCAGAUCAGCAUUAAACACUUCUCAUCUAGCUGCUCUAGAUGUUGUCCAAUUAGCAGGAAAUUACAAGCGCUACUUGACAUUGUGACCUUAACCACGUGUAUUUAACUAUUUAUUUGUUAUUUAUUGUUGCAUUACGUUUUGAUAUGCUUCAUUUCAAUUUUUAUUUAUUUGUUGAAAGAUAGUUGUUUAGAUAAAUGUACGUUGGUUGGUUGUAUGUAGCUAAAAGAAAAGUUACCAUGUGUAACUUUUCACAUAGACUUUGUCAUUCACAAUGAUGAGAAGAAAAAAUGUAAUGCAUCAUCUUGCACUUUUAGUGUUUAUUUAUUUGAUAUAUAGGCUAGCCUAUAAAUGUUUUGUAAUAUAAUUAAUUAUGAUAAUCAGCUGUUUAACCAUUGAGUUUGUCAUGCAUUAGAACAACAACUUCA